CAGUGACCUUUUAAUGAAAAAACCCGACCAGUGUUAAAAGAUAUACGGUUUUGUACAAUAGUUGUGUAAAUUGGGUUCACGUCCAGAGGUCUUGUUACGCUGGUAUCAGCUGUUUUCGAAAAAAUCGAAUGUACGACUUGGAAAUUCGCUUCUAUUCAGUCUGACGUCAAGUGUUAUGUAGUGCGGACGGAACUUUAUAAAACCAGCUAUGUAAUGUCAGCUCCUAGCCGCCGUACGAUUCGCUUGUGUCAAAUGUCAAACGUUCGCGCGCAAAAUCCGCGAAAGAUGUAAUUGCAUUCCGUGAUCAUAACCACAGAUUAUAGACUGCAUGGGGUAAUUGUACUGGCCAGUGUACAUUUGUAAAUAUUUUUUGUUUUGUUAUAAAGUGAUUUUUUUUUAGUGUAAAUAGUUUAAUUUUAAAUCUAUAAAAUCCUGUGAUAUUAGAUUAAGUAGCAACACCGAGGGAUUAACGCUGCAAGCAUGGUUGGAGCACCCGAUGUCAUCAAGCCCUCUGAGAAAGUCGAAUCAUACUCGCCUCACGUCAACGGCAACCCCAUAUUCACUAUCAGCGAUGAAAUUGGAAGCCCGGACAGUGGAUACACGAUGGCGUCGAUAAAUUCCAACGGAGAUCUCAAGAGCCCCGGUGACCCCCCGGACAAGAAGUUGAAUGACACAGACGCCGAGAAACAACCACUAUCCGGGAAAAAGGAGGAGAGAUGGUGGAACACUUUGAUGCAGGUGGCGGUCCCGUUCUUCAUAGCUGGCUGCGGGACCAUCGGAGCUGGGCUUGUCCUGGGCAGUGUCAGGAAUUGGGAAGUCUUUCUGAAAGUGAACGCCAUAUUCGUCCUGGUGCCAUCUCUGUCUGGUUUGAAAGGUAAUCUGGACAUGUGCCUGGCUUCACGGCUGUCGACGCAGGCUAACCUGGGGAACAUGACGUCACCGAGAGAGGUCAUAUCCAUGGUGGUCGGAAACAUAUCAUUAGUUCAGGUACAAGCAAUAGUGGCCGCGACAGUUGUAGCGAUGUUCGCUGUGACCGUCAACACCAUAACUGACCGCGCCUUCAACGGCAGCUUUGUGCUGUUGUUGAUCGCGUCUGCUGUCUUCACUGCUACCACCACGUGCUUCGUGCUUGAUUUUGUGAUGGUGAUGGUGAUAUUCGGGUCACAGAAGUUCAAAGUGAACCCCGACAACGUGGCCACGCCCCUCGCUGCGUCUAUCGGCGACAUCGUCAGCAACUCCGUGCUCGCCGUCACCGCGCAGUACAUGUUUGAGCAGAUACAAAUCUCCCUCUGGCAGCCGAUCGCCCUUCUGUGCGUAUACUACAGUCUGCUGCCCAUCUGGGUGUUCAUCGUGUGGCGGAACAAGUACACCAAGACCGUGCUCACCACCGGCUGGACGCCCGUCAUUUCUGCGCUGUUCAUCAGCGGUGUGGGCGGCAUCGUGCUAGACCAAGCAGUGGAUCAGUUCCAAGGCUACGAAGUGUUCCAGCCCAUUGUGAAUGGUAUCGGCGGUAACCUGGUGUGUGUGCAGUCGUCGAGACUGGCCACACAUCUCCACCAGACUGCCAUACCUGGGGAAUUACCCGAGAACACCAGGAUCAUUGAGUGGCCGUGGAAGACGCUGUUUUAUGGAACGACCGCAGCGAAGGUGGCCCGCAUGCUGCUCAUCCUGGCGCUCUGCGGUCAGAUCGUGUUCAUGUUCGUGGCGGACUUCAUCUUCCAGGGCGUUGUCACCAUACAGGUGGCGUUCGGUAUCACAUACGUCUUGUGUUCCGUAGUUCAGGUCAUGGUGCUAUUGUAUCUGGCGUACAUUCUCAUCCACUUCAUGUGGAAGAAGAAGAAGGAUCCCGACAACGCAGCCAUCCCCUACCUGACUUCGCUCGGCGACCUCCUCGGUUCAGUGUUCCUCGGCUUAGCCUUCGUGAUCCUUUCCAUCUUCGGCAUGGAGUAUGGCAACAACGUCUAGAGAUAUUAGGAUGUGGCUGAAAACCAAAAAGCUUACGCUAAGCUAAAAUGUUAUUCGCGUAGAGGUUCUAAACUAGCCUGUAGUUGACAAUCACGAUAACGGUUUAAGACCAUCACAAAAUCAUAUCAAGUUAUCAACGAUUUUAGUGACUUUUAUUUUAUAGAGUAGUGUGUAUAAUUCGUGAUUAACGCGGAAUUAACAUUAACCGACUGACGAGUGAAGAUCAUUUUUAUUUACUAUCGAUGUCUUGUAAUUUUACAGAAUACUUUGUCUCGUUGAGCGUUGCGGUCAUUUUGGAGUGAUUAUUUGACAUCCUAAAUAAUGAAAUUAAAGCAAAAUGGGCUUAAUUUAGCUUAGGAAUAGCAUUACGGUAUUGUGUGAGAAAUUGCCAAAAUGUAUUUUGCUAAUAGAAUGCCAUCCAUUUAUUUUUUAUAUCGGACGUUGUUUUCAAUAGGAUGAAAGUCUUAUUGUUGGAUUAUGAUGGGUAUUGUGUGGAGUGCGUCGUUUUUAUAGUUAUGACUAACUUAGAAAUCAUGUGAUUUUAUGAGCGAGCAAUUUGAUGGGGGCUGCCAAAAUUUCAACUCAACCAAAUUUAUGUUGUCUUGUAACUGUCACUCAGGUUCUGUUACUAUGUUUUGAGUUUAGAAACUCAAAAUUUACAGUUUGGAAACUCAAAAUUUGCAGUUACUCAAAAUUGUUAUAUAAUCAAACGUUGCUUAAGAAGUUCGGCUUAAUUUCUAUAGCCCACAAAAAAUACCAUUGCAUAAAUUGACUUUCUCUUUUUCAUAUUAUUUGUAUUAAAGAAAAAAGUAAUUCCAGCAGUAGUAAAUUCAUUAGGGUAAUAUUUAUAAUGAAUAUCAUAAGAAAAAGAAAGAAAAUAGAUCUUCUUUUUUGGUGAAUUAAUAGUCUGAAUUUAGAUUUAAACUUAUUUAAAUAUAUUUUUUCACUUCUUUUAAUACAUAUUUUAUUGUAUUUACGUUUUUAUUGUAAAAGCAUUUACGUAAAUACAAUAAAAAAACUGCAGUUACGUACAUGAAAAAAACAUUUAUUACACUCGUGUCUUGAAAAUUUGGUAGCCCCUAUAAACUCGACUCAGUAGAGAUACUUAAAUAAAUGUAGCUGCCAAUAUUCGGGCUUCUAGCGACUUGCAAUUGCGCUAAAGCAUUUUAAUAACAUUUCGUCAAAUUAUUAUCAUAGUAGUAAUUGAUAUAGGUUCCGCCAAACUUUAUAUCUUCUCCAAAUAAUGCUUUCACAUGCUAUCAUUUCAGAGUGUUUAUUCGCUAACUCGGUCGCUAUCAAUAAAUGAAAGCCAUUUGAAACUUAAUUGAAUAUGCAAUUUGGAAAAGGGCACAUAUUUUCUGAAAAUUUAAAAUGUCCAGAUUUAAAAAAAAAAUGUCCAAACCAGUACAUAGUUUCUAAAAGUAACAAUUGUGUUACAUUUUGGCCAUCGAAAAUUACUAAAAUUAUUUAUUUUAAAAUAAUUAACCUAAAUAUUAUCCGUUUGAAUAUUUUAUAAUUGUGAGAUGUAGGUAUGUAGAAAAUAUCUGACAUGUGCCCUUUUUAUUCAUUUAUUUAUUUAUUUAUAUAAAGCACGCCAACAAUACACAUAUUAAACAUAAAAAAAAUCAAAUAAAAAAUGUCACAUGAAAUAGUUCUAAUAUGCAACAAUAUUGAAAUUGUUUUUAACUCUUUUCAAAAUUUCAUAUUCAAUUGUUUUUUAUAGAUGGUCGAGUUAUCAGAUUCAAGUUCUAAUGCUUGAAAGACACCGAGUUGGUGAAUAACCCAAUUAUUUAGUGUAAUCUUUAGAAUGACUAUAAAGUUUGGCGUGAUGUUAUCAUAUGUUAGUAGUGAUCCGCUGGCGGUCCUGUCUGUGAUAUAUGAUCCCAAAUGUGAUUAACUAUGAUUGUAUUAAAAGUAUAUUACUACCAUCAUACGAACGACAAUAAAGAUGGCCAAAUACUUAAAAAAAAAACACGGCCGUUAAUAACGUACCUAUUUAACGAAAUACAGACGUAAAACCUACAAAAGGACAAUAGUUGUUGUCCGUAGAUAGAGAAGUUAUUAGACAGCUGAUUGGCAUUCUGGUUUAAGUCAAAAACAUAAAAUUUAAAAUGCGUCUAUUUUAAGUAGGCUAGGUAGUUUACUAGCACUUUUGAAACGUCAGUUGACUAUUUGCAAAGAUUUGACCACCGGUUCGGAAGGUAAUGUUUUGUAAUGUCUACAUACGAUUUAGACAUCACAAAACACUACACUCAACCAUUUUAUUACUAUUAUAUUUACAGCUCACUGAUUAUUUACCACUUGCAAUACCAAAUCGCCUUGUCUUGUUUUUAUGAGUCCACGCCAAGUUUUUCUCAUUUUUGAGUGAAUGCCUUUUUAUUUGCCUGUCUAUAUACUUCUCUGUCUACGGUUUUGUCAGAAGCUUUAACGGUUUACGGAACAUGUAUUAUUGACUAUUUUAUUUCCCCCAUCUAUUUUAUUGCUUUUUAUGAAAUUUGACACAUUGAUUUUAUUUUAUUUAACAAUUUUUAAGUCGCAAUGAAUUUGGUUAAACAGAUGCAUGUAUGAUAAAGAGGUGCUCAAAUACGGUAAUUGUUUGUGGAAUAUCUCACUACGUUACAAAACAUGUAAUUAUUAAUCUAGUUAAUGCAUAUAAUACACAGUUUUAACAAAAAAAAAUGUGGUGCUCCCAACAUGCAUUAUAUAAAAAUAUAAUUAUUUAAAAUAACAAAUAGUGCGGUUUUAAAAUGUUGCAGUGUUAUAUAACCAGUAGAACUAUAUUUUUAUAAUCCGACAGAAUAAGAUAGAAUACUGAGAAUACCUCUCUUUCUAUAAUAUUAUGUUAAAAAGAGAGAGAUAGAAAUGAAUUCGAAAUUCAAACUGUAGAGUUAUAAAGACAUCGUUACAGAACAGUGCUAUAUAUAACAUUAUUACCGUCGAGUAUUCGAAUAGAAAUUAUUAGGUGUAGCGAUUAUUAUUACUCAAUGUAACAUUUUAUAACUGCUAUAUAACAGACGGACAUAUAUGUAUAAUUAGUUUUAUUUUUAGACAAUUAGGGUCACAGUGGUGUGGAUUAGAAACAUUGCUGAUAAAUGUAAAAAUGCUGGUUUUAUAUCAUGACUAGAAAAAUAAAAAGCCUUGCUAUGUUAAGGAAAAUAAAAUAAUCCAGGUGUCUCAUUUUUCUGGUCAUAUUGUUACAAACGUUGUGGGUAAGCAAUGCUGUAUUGUUUCUAUGCACACCACUGUUCGGUACGUUCGGUGCAGAUUUUGCAUUGAUAUUUAUUGCGUUUGACACACAAAUACGUUGUUUUCUUGGUUUAUAACGCAAAAUAUCCUAUACAUUAGCUAGAUUAAUUCUUAUAUUAAGCGUGUAAAUAAUAAUUAAAUUGAAAUUAUAUUAAUUUUAUUAAUUUCAACUGCAUUUAAAAUAUUGUGACGUUUAUUUAUUUAGUUUGUUUAUUACGAAUAUUGUGAAUUUUUUUUUAUGUGACUAUCUACUUGCAUUGAGAUUCUUAAAAGCUACCAGCGGCGAAGAGUCCAUAGACGCUGAUUCCUGACGGGUUACAUUUUAAAACAAAAUACAUACAUUAAUUAUUGUAAUGUAUGGAUGUAUGAGAAACCGCAGUUUAUAUCAAGCGGUAUCAAUUUCCUUUUCUAUGGGACGGCUAUCCUUCGUCAAAAUUCCAUCCUUCGCCACUGAAAGCUGCUGUUUAUUUUUAUGAGCGCCAUCUAGGGAAUGUGUAAAAUUAGAGUCCAGGACAGUUUUGAUUUGAGGAAUACAGUUCGUGAUGUGUGUAUUUACAAUUGUAAGAUCAAAUUAUAAAUAACCAUAUAAACUGUAUGAUCUUGAAGUAGUGGCUAUCACUCAUCUCCACAUCUCUUAGUGAUCUAUGUUGACUUCGUAUUAGUGACUUGUAAGGGUAGCCAAAAAAAUUUCAUGGAGUUUCAUGACUUUUAGGUCAAUUUGGACCUAUUGUGCAUUUAAUUUUAAAAGCAACUGUUGCUUUUAAAAAAGUUAUAUGUUGACAGAUAAUGGCCGAUAAAUUUUAGCAAUUUUGAAUAAACCAACAGUCACAUAGUUUUGAUUUAAUUUCAAAAUAAGCGACAUCAUGAGCCUUGUACAUCUGUUAUGUCUCUUAUACUAGGAUGAAUAGGAAGUUAUUCUCCGUUUUGAUUAAUAUUUUUUUUUUUAAAUAGAGAUUAGAGAUACAUUGUUCAAAAGCUAUUUGUAUUUUUCAACAUGGUUUAUCAUUUCAUGUUUUUUUAAUUCUUUACAAGUCAGCCCUUGACUACAAUCCUACAACCCUUUUGAGGCUUCACACCAGCCAAAUUGAUUGAUGAUUGAUUCACUCAGGUCACGGUUACCCCUUCCCGAAUGGCCCUCUAAGCCGAGGUCCGAGUCUCAUUGGAGACGGCCUUAGAGAGUCCUCUAUCUUUAUUUCAGCCUUCGGGUCUCAUCAGGCGAUGCUUCUGCGCUCGCCCAAACCCUCCGGUGUCGCCGUAGUGAUCCCACAUUGAGCCAUCGGCACUUACUCAACACGAAAAAAAAACAAAUGCUAUUAAAACAGUAAAGUUUGACAAGUCACUAAUACUAAAUUAGGCCUUAACUAACUCUAGUACAUAUUUGUGUGCUGUUUGAAAGUAUUUAUAUUAAUUGAUACAGUAUCCGAUGUGUGAUCUAUAGUUAGCUAUAUAAUUUCAUACGAAUUCAUGCUUUUGUGAUUUAAAUUAGCCGCUACCUAGUGCGACAAUUGUCAUUUACAUUGCUGCGUUGUUGUAGCGAUUGUAGUUGUUGUUGUCUAUGACAUAAAAACAUCUUAGGUUGUUAUAAUGGCCAAUUUAAAUUCACCUAUAAUACAUAAAUGUAAAUCUGUUUUUAACACUAAAACAUUAUUCCAUAGGCCGUGAUAGUUAGCAGUAAUUUAAGUUGUUACCUUAGACGAUUGAGUACAAUAAAGCAAUUCAUAGUAUUAAGAUAAAUUUAAAUAUAAUUUAUUAAUGAAUAACGAUUACUAUUGUGUAAAAAUCAUUCGCGUUGUCUGAAUGGUUGUAAUUGAACUAUACGUCUAACUACAGUUGAAACACUACAAUAAGGUACAAUAACUAGAAUCGCAGAAUAGCCAUAAUCAAUGAAAUACAAACAUAGUAGCAGUUUAUUUUAAAUUUGGAAUACAAUGACACACAAUACUAAUAAUAUUUUGGCUCAAAUGACGUGUAAUAAUAAUAAAAAUAUAAUCUUUUACAACUCAAUAUUUGAAUCUUAUGUUAUAACGACAUAAAUGUAUUAAAAAAUAUAAUACAAAUGCUGCGUCUUUGUAACUUAUUAAUAGUUUCUUUUGUAGUUAGGUGUAUUAAUAGAUAUAAAAUGCUACAUAUUAUUAGCUCAAAAUCGUUAAUUUAAAAAAAAAUUGUAAACUAAGCAACUAACAACUAGCAAUGAAAUUAAAUUAUAUAACAACCAUAUUCGCUGAAUAACCAUAAACAAUGAAAUACAAACUUUCUUUCGGUGUUAGGUUGCUUUCAGUAUAAACUUUUUUAUCAUGAAAUCCUCAAUCCAAAGUAUAAUGUUUUGAAAUUGGUGACAUUAAGCUUAUAUGUGGCAUUUUUAUAUCGUGAUAGUGUGAUCUCCAUUGUAAAUUCCCUAUAUUUAUUAUGCUAACUACCUCUCAAGAAAAAAAUACCUACUUUAAAAACAAUAUUAAUUUGACAUAAUGACGGAUUUUUAAAUUGUCGGUGGAAAUGCCUUUGCGAAGCCUUAAAGAAAAAACUUUCAAGAGUUAAACAAACUGUCACCCGCACCAUCCUACAUGAAACGAACUGUCUCAUGUAGGAUGGUGCGUUGCUUGAUAGAUUAAAACCAUAUCACUAAAAAUAAUUUCCUUAAAAUCAAACUUUAAAAGGUUAAUAUUGUUUAAGCUGCUCAAUAGCAUUUUAACUGACAAAUUAAAAAAAUAUUAUUAGAAAAAAUAUUACGAAGUUUUUAAUUUUUUUUUAAUUUUACAUUUUCAUAUUUUUGUUUGCAUGUUUUUUAAAGCAAUGAAAUCACUUCAAAAUAUUAAAAUUCUAGAUUAUAGACAUAUUUUUAGGUGUAAAAAAAAUAUUAUAUUUUCGUUCCUUAUACAUUUGAAAGUGAACCGUGGUUAGUGUUGGAAACCAAAUAUUUCACAAUACACAAAAAGUGACACUAUCGCAAGUUAGUUUAAGGUGCAUAUUUGAAUGAAUGAUGUGAUACAAUUGAGAUUUUAAUAUGUAUAUAUAGAUGAUUGUUAAAUAGUUCGUAGGCUAAUUAAUCGCCGCUGAUUUUUUUUUGUAAGAAAGACCGCGCAAACAAUUUUUUUUCUGUGAGUAAAUAUUUUUGCAAAGAAAGACUAAGUGAAACAAGUAGCCAUCGGCACUUACUCAACACGAAAAAAAAAUGUCACUCUCAUUCAAAAACUCAUGUAUAAUUUAAAUUUAAGUAGGUAAUUAAAAAGCGCGAUUAAAAAUGUAAAAAAAAAAAUUACUUGAUCCAAAGUUUUAUGCUAAAAAUAUCAUUAUGAAAAAAGAAAUGUCACUCUCAUUCAAAAAACUCAUGUAUAAUUUAAAUUUAAGUAGGUAAUUAAAAAAAGUGCGAUUAAAAAUGUAAAAAAAAUAUUUGACCCAAAGUUUUAUGCUAAAAAUAUCAUUAUGAAAAAUAAACUAUGUAAAAUGAAAAAUAAACAACGUUUUUUGUGUCUUUUGCAAUAUAAAAAUGUAUUGAGAUGCAAGGUAAAAAUAAUGUAGAUAUAGGUAUGUUCAUUUGCCAAUGACGUUAACGUGCAAAAAUAUUUGCUCACUCUGGACGUAUAUUUUGCGCGGUGCUUUAUAUGAUGUCGUGUAAGACAUGUCGGGACAUGAGAAUGAAUUGUUAUAUUAUACUUACCCAGAAAAGACAGUAUUUUUAAUUGCAAAGAGUAAUGUUUAAUUGUUCCAUAUUAAUUAACUAUUAAAAUGUAUUGGUAUAUUUUAAUUAGGUGAUUUUUAUUUUAAUAAAAACAAUUGGAAGUUG
Bicyclus anynana (squinting bush brown) is the source of this 8992-nucleotide messenger RNA. Its product is annotated as solute carrier family 41 member 1. Gene Ontology annotation, biological process: monoatomic cation transport. The record is from RefSeq and is a predicted model, not a curated record. The transcript is spliced from 13 exons. The coding region runs from base 481 to 1965 and encodes 494 amino acids. Lineage: Eukaryota; Metazoa; Arthropoda; Insecta; Lepidoptera; Nymphalidae. Gene Ontology annotation, cellular component: plasma membrane. Gene Ontology annotation, molecular function: monoatomic cation transmembrane transporter activity.